AUGGCUGCAGCAAAGAAGGUAGGCGCUGAUGUUGUCGUUCUGGAUAUUCAGGACAUGAUGGAGCUCACUUCAGAUAUUUUUAACACUAAAGGCGCAGGCAAUCCAUGGCCAGUUGAUCACUUGUCUCGAGGAUUCAAUCCGUUUGUGGCUGCGCCGGUCCCAAUAGAGUUCACAGGAGAUAUGUUAAAUUCUGAUGACGAUGAUAUGGAAGAUGAUGCAGACGAUGAUGAUGAUCAAGAAGAAAACCCUUUGCGCGGCUCAUCAAUAGCUACAACAGCGGUCUUUGUGGACUCUAGGAUAUUUUCCUCCAAGAGUGCUCGUCAAGAUGGCCGGCAGGAUUCAUUCGUAUCACCCAUUAUCUCUCUUAAAGAGAAGUUUGAAAAGUUUUGGACGGCACUAUUGUUGGCAGAACCAACAUCAAUAUCCGCAUCAGAAAUUUCAUCAUCACCAUCAUCAUCACCAUCAUCAUCACCAUCAUCGCCAUUACCAUCAACUGAUCGCAAAAAGACAUCGCCUAAAAUCCUGUACUUGAAAGAUAUUGCGGACAUUAUUCACACGCCCUUCGGACACAUUGUUUUCCCAUCCUUGACUAAUGCAAUACUCACACUUCGCAAGGCAGGACAUAAUGUCAUGGUUGUUGCAGGACACUCUCCUUCACUUCUCACAGGUGAGAGUCAGGACGACGAUAAUAUAGACAAGGACGAAUUAACAGAGGGAGCCAUGGGUAACGACGGUAAUGGAGACGGCACAGGCGUUUCUGUAACCAUGGAUGAAGAAUCGACUCCUAUCAAUGUGCCUGCCAUUUUACAAAAGUCACGUUGGCCUACAGAUGAAGAUGAUCAACAUCACCAUCAUCGUCAGAAUCCAUUUCAGAACAGUCAUGUUUCGCUCGCUUCACUCGUCUUUGAUACCUUCCCAGGACCCACUCAAUCGUUCCAUCAUAUCUCCAUCCCCCCAUACCUGUUCCAUCAUAACCAUACUCGCAAAAACAAUUACAGUAACAAUAAUUAUUCGGAUGCGACGGGAGCAGAGCUAUUAUCUGAUGCCAUUACUACUUCAAAUCCAGCGGACAUGCCUUUACCACUUCGAUACGCCUAUGAGAAUGCUCAGCUAUUAAAACGGGAUAAAGCAAAGAGGAUCCGAGAGAUCAACUGUCGUAACCUGCAUUCAGUUUUAAGUUUCAGAGGAGGGCAACUUGAAGAAUCAGAGACAGCAUUGAAUGUCUUUGGAGGACUUCGUGGGAUUGAUUCAGAAGUUUGGGGGUUUGGAAAGGUAUUCCGUGUUAUUGCUAAUGCUCUCGGAUCCCUAUAUCUGAGUGACUUGGGUGAAAAUAAUCAGGAGGGUCUCCUUCAUAACGACAGUCAGGGUCACAAUAAGACGACGACGACGAAGAAUACGAAUAAGAAUUCAAUCAUUACAAAAGAUCUGGUUCAAAGUGCUUUGGAAAUCUCGAAUGAGAAUGUAAGGCUACGGAGGAUCAUCGCUUCUGAUUUGGAUAAGAAGAAGAAGGCUACAAAGCCUUUAAUCAAUCCUACGGAAUGUAAUCGGUAUGAACGCCGAUUGCUAGGCAGUAUUGUCGAUCCAGACAAGAUCAAGACUACUUUCCAGAACACUAUCAUCCCUCCAGAAACCAUUCAGACACUACAAACUAUGAUUACUCUUCCACUGGUUCGACCGCAGCUCUUUUCAUAUGGCCUACUCCAGAAUGAAUUCCUUUCAGGUCUGUUGCUCUUUGGUCCCCCGGGAACUGGAAAGACUCUUUUAGCAAAGGCCGUGGCGAAGGAGUCGGGUGCAAGGAUGUUAGAGAUCAAGGCGUCCGACAUCUUUGACAUGUAUGUCGGAGAAGGUGAAAAGAAUGUGUCUGCUGUCUUUAGUUUGGCAAGGAAGUUGUCUCCAUGUGUUGUCUUUUUGGAUGAAGUGGAUUCGAUCUUCCGAGCCCGUGGGUCGAGUGGUGGAGGUGGCAUUGGAGGUGGGGGUGGUAAUUCGAGUCAGCGUGAGAUCUUGAACCAAUUCAUGAUAGAGUGGGAUGGAUUACGCUCGAGUGGACAGAAUCAAGGGAUUGUGGUGAUGGCCUCAACGAAUCGUCCGUUCGAAUUGGAUGAUGCAGUGUUGAGACGACUGCCAAGAAGAAUUCUAGUAGAUCUUCCAGACGAACGAGCAAGGGAGCAGAUCCUGAAUGUGUAUUUGAGCCAGGAGCAAUUGGAGGAUGGAAUCGAUCUGAAGGAAUUGGCCAAGAAGACUUCUUUCUUUUCAGGCAGUGAUCUUAAAAACUUGUGUGUCACUGCUGCAUUGGCCUCGGUGCGUGAGGAUGUUGAGAACGAGGUUCGGAGUUUGGCUUUGUCUUCAUCCUCGGACGAGUCAGCAUCAUCAUCAUUGGAAUCUUCAUCUGAUAAAGACAAGCAAGUACUUGAUUUAUCACCAUUGUUGAAUCAAUACAAAAAGCAGGCUCUCGAUGUAGCCAACAGGACUGUGCCUGCAUCCUCGUCUGGGCCCAAGCGCGUUAUCAAGAAGAGUCAUCUCGAAAAGGCUCUUUCACAGAUCACGCCAUCUUGUUCAGAGAAUAUGGACAGUUUGACAGCGUUGCGGAAAUGGGAUGGAUUGUAUGGUGAUGGUGGAAAGGGACGACGCAAAGGAAACAAGGGUAUUGGUUUUGAAAUUGAUUCACCUUUGUUAACGACAAAGCUUUGA
Molecule: messenger RNA, 2688 nt
Organism: Lobosporangium transversale
Lineage: Eukaryota; Fungi; Mortierellomycota; Mortierellomycetes; Mortierellales; Mortierellaceae
Product: P-loop containing nucleoside triphosphate hydrolase protein
Exons: 3
Coding region: 1-2688 (895 amino acids)
Cellular component (GO): mitochondrial outer membrane
Molecular function (GO): ATP hydrolysis activity; ATP binding
Source: RefSeq, a predicted model, not a curated record